Messenger RNA from Heterocephalus glaber (naked mole-rat), 4225 nucleotides. The record is from RefSeq and is a predicted model, not a curated record. NCBI's taxonomy places the organism in Eukaryota, Metazoa, Chordata, Mammalia, Rodentia, Bathyergidae.
UUGUCCAGAAGUCCCCAGUCCCUGCCUCUUUCUCGCGGGCUUUUGAAGGGCUCGAGGCACAGCGGCGUGAGCUUCAGUCAGCCGCUCUGAGUGCCUCACCUCGCGUCCCGCGCGCCAAGACAGGUGCCGGGAUUGCGGGGCCCGCCUCAGUUUGUGGCCCCCGCACUGGUCGCGACUUCUAGUCUCUCUGAGGUGGGACCGAGAAAGGGCGCGCCGGUUGUCACAUGGAAACCGGCGACGAGGCCGGCCCGGCGGAGGCUCAGGAGUCUCCUCGGGGGCAGUUGAGGCCCAGGGGGCGCAGGGCUGAGGGCGCGGCAGAGCCAAUGGAACACGACGGGGCUGCGGCGGCCGCUCUGAGGAGUGGUCUCAGAGAGGGCGCGGGAGCGGGAGGGCCGGCGGGCGGGCCGCGGCGGGUUGUCCGCGUGACUUAUGUGCGCGGUGAGAACGCCCAGAGCCCCGUGGUCGACUGCCCUGAGGCGGGAGCGCUUCAGUGCCUGCUUCACGCCUGCGAGGCGGAGGGCGCCCACCUCACCUCCGUGGCCUUCGGGGAGCUCGACUUCGGGGAGACCGCUGUGCUUGACGCCUUCUAUGACGCAGAUGUUGCCAUUGUGGACAUCAGUGACAGCUUCAGACAGCCUUCCCUCUUCUACCAUCUUGGAGUCCGUGAGAGCUUCGACAUGGCCAAUAACGUGAUCCUGUACCAUGACACCGAUGAUGACACUGCUCUGUCAUUGAAGGAUACGGUAACUCAAAAAAACACAGCAUCUAGUGGGAAUUAUUACUUCAUCCCCUACAUUGUGCUGCCAUGUGGUACUUAUCUUUACUAUGAGAAUGAUGCCCAGAAUCAAGCUUCAGUGCACAUGCAGCCCAACUGGGAGGCCAUCCUGCGCCCACUGUGCAUGCCUCUGGUGGACAGGUUCAUUAGCCUCCUCAAGGACAUCCAUGUGACUUCAUGUACUUAUUACAAAGAAGCCUUGUUAAAUGACAUCCGGAAUGCCAGAGUAAAAUACCAGGACAACGAACUGGCAAUGGAGCUGGCUAGGAUCAAACGUCACAUGAAUAACAUUGAGGUUAUGACCUCAGAUAUCAUUAUUAAUUUACUCCUGUCCUACCGUGAUAUCCAGGACUAUGAUGCGAUGGUCAAGCUAAUAGAAACACUGGAGAUGCUACCUAUGUGUAACGUGGCUGAUCAGCAUAAUAUUAAAUUCCACUACGCAUUUGCACUGAAUAGGAGAAACGGCACAGGUGACCGUGAGAAGGCUCUUCAGGUCAUGCUCCAGGUUUUGCAGAGCUGUGACCACCCAGCCCCUGACAUGUUCUGCCUCUGUGGGAGGAUCUACAAAGAUAUGUUUUUGGAUUCAGAGUAUGAAGAUGAUAUCUGCCGAGACAAGGCCAUUACAUGGUAUCGCAAAGGAUUUGAACUCCAGCCAUCUCUUUAUUCAGGAAUCAACCUUUCAAUUUUGCUGAUAGUUGCUGGACAACACUUUGAAACUUCCACGGAACUAAGAAAAAUAGGUAUCCAGCUGAACGAUUUGUUGGGAAGAAAAGGGAGCUUGGAGAAAAUGAACAAUUACUGGGAUGUGGGUUACUUUUUCACCAUCACCGUGCUGGCCAACAAUGUCGAGAAGGCUGUCCAGGCAGCAGAGAGGUUGUUCAGACUGAAGCCUCCAGUCUGGUACCUGCGAUCAUUAGUUCAAAACUUGUUGUUAAUUCUGUGCUUUAAGAAACUUGAUAUUGAGUAUUCAUCCAGGCAAGAACAAUUUAACUUCUGGUUAGAUAUAAUUUUUGAAGCAACAACUGAAGUUACUGAUGGACUCAGAUUUCCAGUUCUGGUGAUAGAGCCAACCAAAAUCUACCAGCCUGCUUAUGUGUCUAUCAGCAGUGAAGCUGAGGAGAGAACAGUGUUUUUAUGGCAUGUUUCGCCCUCAGAAAUGACACAAAUCCACGAAUGGAAUUUUACAGCCUCUUCUAUCAAGGGAAUAAGCCUCUCCAAGUUUGAUGGACGGUGUUGUUUUCUUUAUAUCUAUAAUAAUUCUGAUGACUUUCAAAUCUGCUUUUCAACAGAAAACCAGUGUAGCAGGUUUUGCUAUUUUGUCAAAGAGAUGCUAACCAAUGCAGUGGGCCCUACAGUGGAGCUGGACAGAGAGACUGAUGGAGACAUAUUAGAAUAUGAGUAUGACCGUGAUGCGAAUGGGGAGAGAAUUAUCUUGGGAAAAGGCACCUAUGGAAUUGUGUACUCUGGCCAAGAUCUGAGGAAUCAAGUGCAAAUAGCAAUCAAAGAAAUUCCAGAGAGAGACUGCAGUUGCUCUCAACCUCUGCAUGAGGAGAUAGCCCUGCACAAAUACCUCAAACACCCCAAUAUCAUCCAGUACCUGGGCUCUGUGUCUGAGGGUGGUUACAUUAAGAUCUUUAUGGAGCAGGUGCCUGGAGGAAGUCUUUCUGCUCUCUUGCAAUCCAAAUGGGGGCCAAUGAAGGAGCCUACUAUCAAGUUUUACACUAAGCAGAUCCUUGAAGGCCUGAAGUAUCUCCAUGAAAACCAGAUAGUGCACAGAGACAUAAAGGGUGAUAAUGUUCUGGUAAACACCUACAGUGGAGUGGUAAAAAUCUCCGAUUUUGGAACCUCCAAACAUCUCGCAGGAGUGAACCCAUGCACAGAGACCUUUACAGGGCCAACUCCUUUUCCCUCUCCCUGCAUUUGCAGUGACCUCUACUCAGGCACUCUACAGUACAUGGCACCUGAGAUUAUUGAUCAAGGACCUCGAGGGUAUGGUGCCCCAGCUGAUAUCUGGUCCCUGGGCUGCACCAUCAUAGAGAUGGCCACCGGCAGGCCUCCAUUUCGUGAGCUUGGUGAACCUCAGGCAGCAAUGUUUGGAAUAGGGCUGUUAAAGAUGCAUCCCAAUAUUCCACGAACCCUUUCAUUUAAAGCUAUGGGCUUCAUCUUAGCCUGUUUUGAGCCUAACCCUAGCAAACGGGUCACGGCUGCUGGCCUACUCACAGAGGACUUCUUAAGGCAGACAAACAAGGGCGAGAGGAAGCAAAUUGCUUUCAGGCCUUCAGCGGGUGCCCAGUGUGCCACUAGUGCCCUGGCCCUACCCUUUUUGGGGGAGCCUUCGGGCAGAAACAGCAGUGAGCAUGGCUCCAUCUCCCAAGACUCUGGUGCCCAGCCAGACACAUUCCCUGAGGAUGCCCACGCACCCAAGCACCAGCUCAGCCACCUUCUCAGUGUUCCUGAGCAGAGUUCAGCCUUGGAAGACCAGGGCACAGCCUCUUCCCGAGAAGACAGGGACCCGGGCCUCUUGCUGCAUGAGGACAGUGAGCAUUGUGCCAUCCUGCACAAAAUCCUUUUGGAGGAGCAGUCCCAGGUGGCUUCCAACUUACAGGAGUGUGUGAGCCAGGUAAAUAAAAUUUUGAGGAACCAGUUAAUUAGGCCCCACUGUAUGUUUGCAAUGGACAACAUCACCCACAGAGCAGUGCAGGCUGCAGACACCACUCUCACCCCAGAGCUCCGAGCCCACUUUGAGCCUCCCUCUGAGAUGGAAGGAGAUAACGGCAUGGAUGAAAUGGAAGAGGACAAUUCCCUAGCACACCUGCCUGGUGGUGAAGCAUGUGUGGCAUCCAAGAGAAGACAUGGCUCGGUGGUUAUGCAAGAGGCCCCACCCCAGCAGGAGCAGGAGCAGGAGCAGGAGCAGGAGCAGGAGCAGCAGCAGGGCCUCCAGCUGAACAUGCUCAAGGAGGAGACCAUCAGACUUUUGGAACACCUAGUUCAAAAAGAGAGAGAGUACCAGAAUUUUCUCCAACUAACUCUAGAACAGAAAACUCAACAACUGCAUCACCUCCAGUUACAAUACAAAAGUAAUGGUACUGCAGAGAUCCCAGCACCCCCUCAUUUGCAGGGAACAAAUAAUGAGCUUAUAGCCUGGUUGCAAGGGCAAGGAGCAGAUGCAAAUACAAUUGAAAAGAUUGUUGAAGAGGAUUAUACUCUUUCUGAUAUUCUUAAUAAUAUCACUAAGGAAGACCUAAGGUGCCUUCAACUACGGGGUGGUGUCCUCUGUAGGCUCUGGCAAGCGAUCUCCCAGUACAGAAGACAGGCUCAGGAGUCCUCAGGGACUGCAGCUGCACCCGAGGACAGCGUGAGCAAAUAGUUGACAUGUUUAUGCUUCAGUCUACAUACAUGCAAAUUCUACUGAGUUUACAACGGAGCUUACAAAAGACUUGUUCAAUUAAU